Molecule: messenger RNA, 1356 nt
Organism: Trichogramma pretiosum
Lineage: Eukaryota; Metazoa; Arthropoda; Insecta; Hymenoptera; Trichogrammatidae
Product: translation initiation factor IF-2
Exons: 2
Coding region: 1-1356 (451 amino acids)
Source: RefSeq, a predicted model, not a curated record
AUGAGAUUCGAACAGGAGACAGCGUGCAGGGGUACCCACUGCGCCAGCGCUCCGCUACCAGCCACACUGCAUCCGCAUCAUCAUCUUCAUCAGCAAUCAGCAGCCGCCGCCGCGAGCAGCCUCAACGGUAAUCUCCUCAGCCAUCAUCAUCAUCAUCUGCUGCAGUCGGUGCAUCAGCAGAAUUUUCUCCACCAGUAUCAUCAGCAUUAUCAGCAGCAGCAGCAACAGCAUCAGCAGCAUCAUCAAUUUUUGCAACAUCCAGGACUCCUGGUGAGCAGCAACGGUAGCCACAGCCACAGCGGCAGCGGCAGCAGCAUCGGGCACAGAAGCAGAUCGCCUCUGGGUGGUGGCGGCGGUAACAGGAGUCAGUUGUCGUCGGAGAGCAGCGUCGCGGAACUGGCUCCGUACGUCCAGGCAGCCGGCUCGAAGGGAGAGGAGAGUCGUGUGGCAGCAGCAUCAGCCGAUCGGCCGAUCAGCAACAGCGUGGACACAAGUAAUAAUAAUAGCCCAACGAGCGGAGGCCCGAGAAGCCCGCACCAAGAGCAGCAGCAGCAGCAGCCCAAGAAGCCAAGAGCCGUCGCACCGGACCCACCGCUAAACUACAGUCCGGGCAGGGCGGGCAGCCCCACGGCGGCGGGCCCCGUAGAAGACGCCACGGGCGGCGACGACCACCAAGAGCAAGUAGGAGCGCGCGUCGCCAAGACGACGGUGCUAGCUGCAGCGCAGGCCAGGCCGGCGGCGGAAUCGGGUGGGCCUGGGAUGGCGUACCCGGCGCCGACCGCGGCACUAAGCAGACACUCGCCCUUCGGCGGCGGAGGCGGCGGCACCUCCCUCGCGUCGUCGACGUCGUCGGCCAGCGCGACUCAGCCGAGCGGCGUCGGCACGCCCACGGCCUCGGCCACCGUGCCCUCGGCGGGCUCGAGUCCAACGGGCCUCGUCGGCAGCAACGGUCGGCUGCCCGCGCCCGCCGCGCCCCGGCCCACGGACUUCUCCGUGUCGAGCCUGCUCACGGCCUCGGGCAAUCAUCCGGCGAGCAUGGGCGGCUCGUCGACCCAGGGCAGCGGUUCGCCGCCCGCAGCGGGUCCGGGUAGUCCGGCGGCGGCACCCGAGACUCCGCCACCGCAACAGAGAGGCAGUGCCGGUGGUGGUGUGCCGGGGGAGCUGAGUCCGCACGCCGCGGCCGCGAGCUACUUCGGCGCGGCGGCAUUGGCGGCGGCGGGCUUCUACAACCCGGCCGCGCACCUGCCAUCGGCGGGCUCGCCCACGGCGGCCCAUCAUCUCGCCGGUAAAUCGCUGCUGGGAGCGGCGCAUCAUCAUCCCUCGUUCAGUCCACAAGGCCUCGGGCCGCCAGGUUAG